This is a messenger RNA of Cladophialophora carrionii CBS 160.54, 756 nucleotides long. RefSeq lists its product as uncharacterized. The coding region runs from base 1 to 756 and encodes 251 amino acids. NCBI's taxonomy places the organism in Eukaryota, Fungi, Ascomycota, Eurotiomycetes, Chaetothyriales, Herpotrichiellaceae. The transcript has 3 exons. Gene Ontology annotation, cellular component: cytoplasm. The record is from RefSeq and is a predicted model, not a curated record.
AUGGCCACAAACGGGACUCCCGCAACAAACGGCACCAGUCAUCCAGAAAUCAUCCUGUACACCAACCAUAGCUGCCCAUGGGCACAUCGCGCUCAUAUCGCCAUCAAAGAGCUGGGCCUCCCUUACAAGGAGGAAAUCAUCGACUUGGAUCGACCGCGUGAUCCAUGGUAUCUCAAGGUGAACCCGCGCGGCCUCGUCCCCAGCGUCAGCUACAACGGCGAGAUCAUCACCGAGUCGGCCGUCGUGGCGCAAUUCCUCGCCGACGCACAUCCGUCGCCUUUACUCCCUCCAUCCAAUGGAGCGGCCAAUGCCUUGUACCGCGCCCGCGUCAAUUUCUUCGCCGACGCAUUCAUCAGCAAGGCCUUGCCGCACAUCUUUGCCGGCCAGCGCGCCCAGUCAGAGGCUGAGAAAGAUGAAGCCGCGGAUGCGCUGGUCGCGGCCGUGGCGAAGGAACUAGAACCCCUUUUCACAUGGGAUGCCGACGCGGGGCCUUUUUUCGGAGGCAGUCAGCGGCUGACUCUCGCGGAGGCUCUAACCGGCCCAUUCGUGCUCCGGCUCCUCUCUCUAAGCAAGCCUGAAUACGCCGUGCUGAGCCCGAAGCUGCCCGCCCUACUCGGCGAAAAGACUCCAAAGUUCAAGGCCUGGGCGUCCAAAGUUGUCGAGCAUCCCAGCGUGACUUACAUCUGGAAUGAAAAGGCCGUGGCGGAGAGGACCAAGGCCCGGUUCGCCAAGAUGGCAGCCGAGAAGAAACUCUAG